GGAGUGUGGUCUGGAUCUGAGCCAAUAUGCCAAGCUAUUGACUGUGGUAUUCUGGAGGACCCAGUCAACGGGGCAGUAGCAACGUCACAGGGCACAGUCUUCAUGUCUGAUGCCACCUACACCUGCAACGAGGGCUACCGUCUGGUGGGCUCAUCAACCAGAUCCUGUGAGGAAACUGAAGUCUGGUCUGGAGCAGCACCAGUUUGUGAGAUUGUGACAUGUGAGACUCUACCAGACAUUGGCAAUGGAGGAGUGUCUCUAUCAGGGACCCAGUUUGGCUCGGUGGCCACCUACAGCUGUGUCCAGGGCUACAGAGUG
Geodia barretti is the source of this 318-nucleotide messenger RNA. The record is from the annotation of a GenBank genome assembly. Lineage: Eukaryota; Metazoa; Porifera; Demospongiae; Tetractinellida; Geodiidae.